AUGACUGUUGCACUAAAAAAAGUAACCAUUAACAAGCAUGAAAUCACGUGGCCGAAAUCCCCAGCUAUCAUUGAGGAGAAGGGUUUCUUAGGAAAAACAUACAAAGUACAAUAUAAGGGAAUUGAUGCCGUAAUUAAAUCAAGCAAGGAUGAUUUGGAUGCGAUCUUGGAAGAAUUUCAUGUUCAUUAUAAACUUCGAGAACAUGAAAAUAUAUUAAAAUUCUAUGGUAUAAUUAUAAAGGCAGAUAGGAUAGCUUUGAUUUAUGAAUAUGCGGCUCAUGGAAAAUUAUCAUCAUUUCUUAAAGAUAAUUCCUUAUUAGGAUGGGACAUCAAAUCAAAAAUAUGUCAUGACAUAACAUUAGCAUUAUUUCAUUGUCAUGAAUUUAAUAUAAGCAAUUUUAAUUUGAAGUUGGACAAUAUUUAUUUGACUAGUGAUUGGACGGCUAAAAUAGCCGGCUUUAACAAAGAUCAUGAUAAAAGAAAAAGUCGAGAGAGUUUGAAUUCUCCCUCACCUGAUAGCUCGAUGCAUUGGGUUGCUCCUGAAGCUGUCUCUCUUGAUCAAGACAUGAGAUUAUCCUUUGAAAGGCAUCCGAAAUUAGCCGACAUUUAUUGUUUGGGUCUAAUAUUUUGGGCAAUUGCAAUGAAUGGACAAAUCCCUUAUGAAGAAAAAUCGAACAUAAUAGAAGAGAAGCAACAACGUAAUGCAAAUGAACUUUUACGAAAUCAUUUACCAAAAUCGAUUCCAUCGGAAUUCUCGAAUUUAAUUUUUAAGAUGACAAAAUUCACCCCAAGGCAAAGGCCUAACUUACUUAUGAUACUUUGUGCCUUGGAAGGAUUAUACGAUUUUGAUAACUCGCAAGAAUACUUAUCAGAAGCAAGUUCAAAAGGUUUUGAUAUCGAAAGUGAUGUAUCCGAGAAUUUGAUCUCAAAUCAAAUUGAAAACGUCAGUCAAGCGAGUCAAUUUUAUGCCGGUUCGAUUAAAGUCAAGAAAUCUACAAGUUACAAUUCGAUGAAUUCAUUAAUGAAUAAUAGUGAUAGCAACAUCAUAAUCCAUCAAGAAUAUCAAUUUUCGGAAACCGAAAUAGAUUUAUUAGAAAAGGUUACCUCAAUAUAUUUGGAAGCGGAAAAGUUGGGAUUCGAUUGGCUCAUAAAAAAUCUUAAAAGUUGGAUUGCAAUCGAGAAAAUGAAUCCAAGAACAAUUUUUGAUUUGAUGAAUUUAGAUUUAAAUCAACAAUAUAAUAGAUGUAUCAUAGGAUAUUUUUAUGAGGAAGGUUUUGGUACCUUACGAGAUACAAAACAAGCUUACAAGUAUUAUAAGAAAGCGGCGGAAGAAGGUGAUCAUUAUGCUCAAAAUCAUUUGGCUUUAUGUUAUCAAGAUGGUAUUGGUGUAGAAAGAGAUAGUCUUAAAGCAUUUGAUUGGUUUUCCGAAUCUGCUUCCGGUGGCAACGUUUCUGCUCAAAAUAAUCUUGCCAUGUGCUAUGAUUAUGGCAAAGGUACCGGUCCAAAUCGUGUCAAGGCCUUUACUUUAUAUAAAUCUGCUGCUGAAGGAGGCAACGUCAUGGCUCAAUAUUAUCUUUCAUUAUGUUACGAGGGUGGUUAUGGUACUAGCAUAGAUAAAAAAACGGCUUGGAAAUGGUUAGAAAUUGCAGCUAAAAAUGGUAAUUUGGCUGCCAAUGAAACUUUAAAGGCAAGAAGAAAAAAAAAUCAAAACUGGUUUACUAAAGGAAAUUUAUUUUCCAAGAGAAAUUCAAAAAGAUAA
Messenger RNA from Funneliformis caledonium, 1758 nucleotides. The record is from the annotation of a GenBank genome assembly. Lineage: Eukaryota; Fungi; Glomeromycota; Glomeromycetes; Glomerales; Glomeraceae.